Rotaria socialis is the source of this 1800-nucleotide messenger RNA. The record is from the annotation of a GenBank genome assembly. Lineage: Eukaryota; Metazoa; Rotifera; Eurotatoria; Philodinida; Philodinidae.
AUGGAAGACGAAAUAGCUCAUACAACUGAGCGAUGGUUUCAUUCAACAUUUCUUGUUCUUAAUGAAUCUUAUCAAGUUGAAUUACGCCAAAUUUUAUCGCCAAGCACAUAUGAAUUAGUGCACAUAUUGAGCGAUUUUUAUAUGUAUGAUUAUAUUAGUCUAUUUGUUCAUUUACUCGGUUUAACAUCACAUUAUUUAACAUCAACAUCGUUUGUUUAUGCUGACAAUCAAUUAAGACAUAAACUCAAUCUUCAUCUAUUAUUAGUUGCUAGAACGGGUUAUGAACGAACAUCGCUUGUUGAACAUAUUAAACAUGCUAUGAAUAAUGUACAAACACUUCGUCAAACAGGCACACCAUUUGAUGGUCGAAAUACAUUAAUUUCAAAUAUAUUCUGUCGAUCAGAUGAUGCAACUCAAUCAACUGUUGGCUUUUGUAUAUCAGAUAACUUUGAUGAACAUAAAACCAACACACAUCUUCAACGAUAUGAAACUUCUUCCAUUAUGGGCACAAGUAAUGGACAUUAUGUUCAACAAUUGCUGAAUAUUAAAUUUAAUAAUAAAAAGAUUCAAUUAAAUAACAAUACAGAUUGGCUAAUGGUAUUUAUAGCAAGUAAAGCACGUCUGUUUUGUCAACGAUUGAAAGUCUUUGAUCCCAAUCGAUAUCCAUCCCUUGAACAAUUGAUUAUAGUAAUUAAUUGCCUUUGUUCAAAUGCAAUUGACUUCUAUUUUGACGAACCACAAGCUAAUCAAUUGCUAUGCGAUUAUCUCGAUGGACUUUCUUUAAAAGCCACAUCAUUUGAAGAUAGUCAUCCAUGGAUGGCAUCACGUUAUUUAUCUGCACAAGAACAUGCCAUACGUGUAUCAGCGUCAUUGCGUAUUAUUGAAAUGGCUAUUGAAACUUUAAUUGUUUAUAAACGAACAUUUCAUACAUUUGGUCAAACAGAUAAGAUACUUUUUGAUAAUUGUAUGCGAAUUAUUGAACAAACAAGAGGUACAACAAUAACAAGGAGAAUUUAUAUUAAUUCAGCUAUUGUUCAAUCAGCUAUUUAUUUUGUGAAUACAAGCAUAAAACAAUUUGAAAUUAUGUUCGAGUCAACAUUAAGUACCGGGACAUCUAACUCUGAUCAUUUAUCAUCCUUAAAUCAACCAGCAACAUCCGAGUAUCCAUGGCUGAUACGAUCAUCUUCACCAUAUCCUCCUCAAUCAAUGUCACCAGCAGCGAAACGUUUGAAAACAAUGGUCGAUCCAUCAUAUUUAAAAUCUUUAGAACUUGCUCAUGAACUAUUACUAUUUCCAUUUGUUGCAUUUACACGUACAUCAGUUUAUUCAAAUUCAAAAUUGAAACGAAAUGCAGCCUAUCUUGAUUGUGUUAUUGAAGAGUUAAAAAAAUAUCAACUUAUUAUUAUUGUACGGCAAGGUGUACAAAUGGUUGAUGGAACACGCAGGCGUGUUGAUCUUAUUGUUAAAUGUGCGCCAAUUUUAAAAGACAUUGAUACUAAUAGUAAUGAAUCACGUGAUAUCGAUCUAAUUGAACGUUUAAAUCGUUUCGGAGUUGAUUAUGAUCGUUAUGUUCAAACAUUGGGUACACUUGAUAUCGGUGAAAAAUAUCGUUUAUCUGAACAAUGUUUUGAUUUACUAAAUUCUUCUGAUUAUAAACGAUAUUUAACAGUUGAUCUUGAUCGUAUAGCUCCAUUGCAUCGAAUACAACAACAAGAUGAAACAAAUGACGUAUGGAACUCAUCGUCAUCAUCAUCGUCAUCGUCGAAUGUUAAAAUUGAAACAACAGAAUUUCAUAUUUGA